Messenger RNA from Diprion similis, 3974 nucleotides. RefSeq names its product bicaudal D-related protein homolog. Bases 1035 to 2678 code for a protein of 547 amino acids. The transcript is spliced from 5 exons. NCBI's taxonomy places the organism in Eukaryota, Metazoa, Arthropoda, Insecta, Hymenoptera, Diprionidae. The record is from RefSeq and is a predicted model, not a curated record.
UUGUAAACUUGUGAUGUAAUUCUAUAGUGCAACGUGGUGGGAUUGUGACGUAUAAAUCUCGAGUAUUCGACUAAUUGUGAAAUAUAGUUUUUGUACGGUAUAUUUGUUUGUAUACAGUGCCUUAAAACACGGAACGGUGCAAUUAAUGUUCCGUUUUAAAGUUGAACUCGAUCGUUUCAUUAUUGAAGAGUGCAGUGUAUCGUUGUAAAGAUUUUGCAGUGAAAACGUGUUAAGUAUCCCCGUCUUUGGGGCGAUGAUAAGGAACCUCGCGUAUCGAACGUUUUAGUUAUCGAUUGAUAUACGAUUGUCGUCACUUUUGGCUAUACAUGGUAUUAUUUUUUUUUAUUUCUAUACUCUUUAUACCAAGUGCCUUUGAUCGAUUCCAGCUCGUCACGGUUCAUAAAGAAUUAAUGGUACAACCAGUGGCGCUCAUUAGUGAAAUUACAUGCAUUAUACUCGUGCCCAUUUAAUAACAAUUAAUUAUCACAGUUUUAUCUUCUAAGAAAACGAACUGCUGUACUAAUAGUUGAAGACGAAGACUAAGGACACAAUAAGGUUAUUUUUUUAAAUCUUGCUUUGAGGACAAAUGAAAUUCGUAUUUUACAGCACCAGUUAAAGAAUUUACUAUAUUAUUAUAUGUGUGUACAACUGUUGAUAAAAUUCAACUUUAAUACCUGAUUACUGAGCGUGAGUUACGAGUGUGAAUCAACGAUUAUAGACGCUUUCGAACGGUGCGAAGAAUUGCGCAACAGAAGCUAACGAUCAGAAGAAUGUUCGAAUAACAAGAAAGAAGGAAAAAUAAGGAAAGGCGAAGUAAUCACGGCGUAAGAUGCGUACGAAAAGCAACAACUGUUACCUAAAUUACUUCGAUAAAAGAUCGACGCAAGUUGCCUAACGUCGGUUCAAAUGCAUUGACGCAAUCUUGUCGCCCACCUUUUGGCGCGAUAAGAAGGAAAAUAUAAUCUCUCCUUCUGACGCAGAGAGAACCUAUCAGCAACAAACGAUUAUACAGUCCGUGGCCGAUAGAAAAGAAAAUGUUGCCGAGAAAAGAAGGCCAGAUCGCGCCUUACGCCCUCGAAGAUAUGAUCUCGGAUCUUCAGGCACGCAGAAAUUCUCUGGACCACGUCGACGACAUGGCCGGGGAUCCGAUCGAGCUCCUGAAACAACGGGAACGGGAUUUGGUCCUCGCUGCCGAACUUGGGAAGGCUCUUCUCGAAAGGAACCAGGAGCUCACUAAACAAGGAGAAGUCUUGGCCGAGGAGUAUGCCAGUAAAUUGGAGAGUCUGGAACAAGAGAGGCACCUCCUGAGACGAAGACUUGAGGAGGCUCACGACGAGGGCGAGGUGAGAGCACUGGAGCUGCAAGCCGACCUGGAGGCCCUUCGGAAUCAGUUAGAAGAGCAGGGGGAGCGUGCACGACGUGCUGAAAGGGAGCAAGCAGCCCUGGUGACGGAAUUGGCGGCCCAAAACACACGGCUUGCCGAUCAGCUCCGGGAGGCAAACAAGCAGGAAGAACAGCUCUUAGCCGAGCUGAGGGUCCUCAGGGAUAAAUGCGCGCUGCGGAGCACCACGCUUCAGGACCACGUCAGCAGCUUGGAGAUCCUCAGGGACGAGGUACAAAUUGUCUCGGCCCAAAGAACUGAACUUGAGAGGAGAUCCCUGGAGCUCCGGGAGGAAAGGGCGCGCGCUGUUGCGGCCUUGGAAGAAGCCGAGGAGAGAGCCCUCGUCUUGGAUAGACUGGGUCACGAAGCUGAGCACAGAGCAAGAAAAGCCGAGAGAGAGAGAGAUGAGCUGGCUGCUGCAUUGGCAGCCCUGGAGGCGGAAAGAAGAGGAAGAUCCGGAUCCAUACAAAAACCCCCGAGAUCACUGCAGGCGGAAAUGGAGUGCGAGGAGAGCGGAAGUUCUUUAGGAGAACCCGAGGAUCUCAAAGCCGAAGUAACGAGGGCUUGCAAAAGAAUGCGAGAACUCUGCGCUCAGCUCAGAAGAGGCGAAGACGACUCUGGCCUUCAAAGCGACUGCGAUGAGUCCAUGUUGGUCUUGGCGAACGGUGCUGAUACUGAGGCAAACUGUCCCGGGGCGUUGUCGGAGUUGACGGAGGAGUUGUUCAGACUGGCAUUAGCCGGACGAGGUGCUCCUGGAGAACUUGGCCUGGCGGUGGAAUUGCACAGGGUACGAGAGGAGCUCGAGCAUUCGAGAGACCAGCUGAAACAGACGCAAGAUGAGCUCAGACGAAGAGGGGAAUCGCUACUUGAGCUUACGAGUAAGUUGAGUGUAUGCGAGGCCGAGCUUCGAGGCGUACGAGAGGAACGAGACAGAGCCAGAGGUGACAUCGAAGACUCGGCACUCACCAAGGACGAGGUCCUAGCCCAGGCGUACCAGGUCAGGGACCAAGCUGUCGCCCGGAAGAACAGGGCGGAAGUCGAGCUGGCAAGAACGAGGAUCGACGUGCUGCAGGCUAACAGCCAGCUGAUGGAGGCUAUCCAGCAGAAGAUUGAGCUGAGUCAACAGCUCGAACAGUGGCAAAUGGACAUGCAAGCGCUUCUGGACGAGCAAGUUAGGAGUAAACUGAUGCCGUCGAGCGGUCCGGUCAGCGGUAACGGGGACAGUUCGGAGAUGAUUGUUCCGGCUAGAAAGAAGCGCAGUACGAGUGCUUCGAAGAAGAUUUUUGGACUAUUCUGAAAGUUAUUGGGUUGAAAAAUUUCGCCGGAGAUCUGCAAUCUUCGGCUCGAUUUUUUAUCAUGGGAUCAAAAUUUUAAUGCGAGAACCUAUCGCAAUGUGAUUAUAUAUUAUUGGUCGGAGGGCGGCAAUAUGAUGCGGCUCCUUGUUUUUAUUGCUGUGGCAUUUCUUCAACUGGGAAUCUGCGCUUGGAUGUUGACGAAGAUAAAUUCUCGGCGUUGAUCGCGAUUCGAAUGAUUUAGUUCACACGGAAUAAAUUAGCCCAGGGUAUUGAACGUGAAGGUGAUAAGUAAAAAAGAAAACUUGUUUUUACAAUAUUUUUAUGGAUUCUAUAUAAGAACCUUUGUGCCUGCGCGGUUGUAUAAUUGCUCAAGAUUGAUUUUCAAUGGUCGUUUCACAAGUCGUUAUAACAAGUUUAGAAAUUUCACUGCAGAGUGCAGACGUUUAUCAUUCGGUGUAAUUAAAGUAUCAUAAAAUCCUCCGUGUUGCACGAAAAUUCGAUGAGUGGCUUGAAGAAAUCUUGCGAAAUGCCAAUUAAACUUGAAGAAAUUAUUACAGUUAAAUUAUACGCGCUUGUACCUCAAAAUUUCUAUUCAACGAGCAUUCUAUUUUACAUUCUGUACUUGAACGUAUACUAUGCAGAAACUACAGAUUAAGUUUUUGAUAGAAAAAAGUUUAACGACUGUACAAAAGUUGAUAAAUUCAUGUUCAUCAAAACACUGGUUCCUGAAUUUUGCCUGAGACAUAAAAACCGUCGAGUCAUACAAGAUAUGGAUGAGUAGUUCCACUUUGAUGCUAUUAACAUAAUACGCGAAUAGAAUGAAAUUGAGUAAAAGAAAGCAUGUCUUAAACUUAUUUCUCGUUCAAUUUCAAAGAAUAUCCAGAAGUAUAUAAGCAAAUAAUUAAAAUAACAAGUUCGUAAAUACGUGUGUGAGUGCAGAAUACCGCACGUAGCAUCGGGGCGUGUCGGUGCAAAGUAAGAACGAACGUGUGUAGAAGGUCACUUUUAAAAAAAAGUAUCACACGUCGUUUCACACCGAUGAGUCAAGAUUUCGCCAACGACCCACGCGAAACAUUUUAUACUUACUUUCCUCCCUCCCCACGGAUACUUUAUACCUAUGUCCGUUCGUCCGUCCGUCCCACAUAUGCCACUAUUGGGCUUGAUUGUGAGUGACAAAAUAUUUAUUUAUGUAUCGAAUAUAAAAAGGAAGUUACCGGAGAUGUGGCCUUUUAGGAUUUAAACAAAAGUGCAAUAAAACGCAUUGGUUGAAGUGCUGUUGUAUCAUAUUUGAGCGAUGA